GUGGUGCUCUAUCAGACCUCCUAGCUAUUCACAAUGAAGCACUCCAAUGACCGAGAGAGAAUAUGCAAUGAGCUGAGCUCAUCCCAGCUGUGGUCUACGGUGAGUGGAGAUGGGCUACAGAGUGGAGUCCACAUAUAUUUUGACUGGCACAAACGUUUUACCCUGACAUGCCUUUAUCACGGUUCUCCCGUGACCGUGAAUGCAAGGAUCUUUUUUUUUUUAUCAGGUUAAAGAGGUCGAAAGGAUUUAUUUUUGUAUCAGGUUUACGUGAUUUGAUUUUGGUAGCCUAAUUCUGCAGCAACAACUCCGGAGGCGCUUUUUAACUUCCAAGACGCGCUGUGCGUUCCUCUUCCAAAGAUCAACAUGAUGUCUGCCAUAGAUACGGGUACAUCUGUGUACCAACCAGCACAACUACUGAACUGGAUCUAUAUGUCUCUACAAGACUCCCACCAGACCAAUGACUUCGAAGCGUUCGGACCGGAUUCUGAGAGUUCUCCACCGGACUCCGCUGCUGCUGUCGACCUGAGCUCUGCGCUCAACUCAAACUAUCUUAACAAUUUCUUGCAACUUCAGAGGAAUGAGGCCUUAAACAACCAUUUGUAUAGAAGGUCCUCUCCUUACGGCUCACUCAGCAACAUCGAAGACGGCCUGAGUUCUCUGACGGACCACUUCUCUGACCUCUCCGUCUCCUCUGAGUCACGCAAACCCAGCAAGCGACCUCCGCCCAACUACCUGUGCCAUCUCUGCUUCAACAAAGGACACUACAUCAAAGACUGCCCGCAGGCUCGGCCCAAAGGGGAAGGCCAGACCCCAUAUCAGGGCAAGAAGAGAUGUUUCGGGGAAUACAAGUGCCCUAAAUGCAAGAGGAAGUGGAUGAGUGGGAACUCCUGGGCCAACAUGGGACAAGAAUGUAUCAAGUGCCACAUCAACGUUUACCCUCACAAGCAGAGACCUCUGGAGAAACCUGAUGGGUUAGAUGUUUCAGACCAGAGCAAGGAGCACCCACAGCACCUGUGUGAAAAAUGCAAGGUCCUCGGGUACUACUGUCGUCGCGUGCAAUAAUAACCUGUCGUUAUCUGUCCACAAGUUCAUGGAGUUGCCCUCUAGACACUGAUCUUGGGUCAGUUUAGCAUUUUCUACACUAAUGUUUAAGGUCUGGGGGAGGGGAAGCUGAUCCUACAUAUCUACCUACAGUAGGGUAAACUUUACCCCGAAGUCACGUUGACUUCCCUGGUUCACUUCCCUGGCCUUUAGUUGACUUCCCUGGCCUGUAGUUGACCUCCCUGGCCUGUAGUUGACUUCCCUGGCCUGUAGUUGACCUCCUUGGCCUGUAGUUGACUUCCCUGGCCUGUAGUUGACUUCCCUGGUUCACUUCCCUGGCCUGUAGUUCACUUACCCCUCCAGUGGUUAAUGAAGAGUUGACGCUCAUCUAAUGUGCUGUGUAUAUCUCAGUAAAAUAGGCCUCAUCAACCGUCAAUACUCUGUUGUUGUUGUUAUUAUGUUUAUAUAUUUUGACCUGUUUCUCUGUUUCCUACAUGUGUGAAUUGGGGACAAUUCCAUUUCACUUAAGUCUUGUCAGGAUUCAAUUAUUUCCUGAAUUGAAGUGGAAUUGACCCCAAACCUUGUGUGUGUUUUAUGACGUAGUAGCUCCUACCCACCUACCCAAUGUUAAGCUGUACCUCUAGUCUUUUCUUCAUACCAUUAACAUUUUUAUUUUUUUUAUUUAUUUAACUAGGCAAGUCAGUUAAGAACAAAUUCUUAUUUUCAAUGACGGCCUAGGAACAUUCAGGGGCAGAACGACAGAUUUGUACCUUGUCAGCUCGGGGGUUUGAACUUGCAACCUUCCGGUUACUAGUCCAACGCUCUAACCACUAGGCUACCCUGCCGCCCCAUUUUGGGUUGUCCGCAUUCUUAUUGUGCUCACAUUUUCUGAAAAUAUGUCUACACAUGGUAUUAAAAAUGUAUCAUAUCCCGUC
Molecule: messenger RNA, 1976 nt
Organism: Oncorhynchus mykiss (rainbow trout)
Lineage: Eukaryota; Metazoa; Chordata; Actinopteri; Salmoniformes; Salmonidae
Product: zinc finger CCHC domain-containing protein 24
Molecular function (GO): nucleic acid binding; zinc ion binding
Source: RefSeq, a predicted model, not a curated record